CUCCGGAAGAUAACAGGGAUCCUUAUUAUUCUUCACCGUGACAGAUGCGACGUUAGAGUGACCCGAGGAGCAUUUCGACAAUAUUUCGCGAGAUGGUAAAAAGGAACGGACUCUGGAAGCUGACGCAGCUUCGGGCGUUGAUGAGGAACGUGCAAGCCGGUGGCAUUCGAGAGAAGGGUAUCCAGGCGCUGAUCGUCAACGGGGAGGAUGCGCAUCAGUCGGAGUAUUCGACGGAGCGUGAUCAGAGGCGGCGUUUCGUCAGCGGAUUCCGCGGCUCGUACGGCACGGUGGUCGUGAUGCCCGACACGGCGUUGCUGUGGACAGACGGUAGAUAUUACCAGCAAGCCAUGUCGGAGUUGGAUCCGCCAGAGGCGUGGACUCUGAUGAGGGAAGGCUUACUCGACACACCCACCAUCGCCGUAUGGCUGGCCUCGAACUUACCACCGAAAUCGGUGGUCGGGGCUGAUGCCAAUCUGAUAAGUUACACGGAAUGGGCGCGAUUGCACACCAGUUUAACCGCCGCCGGUCACUGCUUGAUCCCACUACCCGAGAACCUGGUGGACAAGGUGUGGGCCGACGAGCAGCCGGCGCCGACGGCCAACGCAGUCUUGCCGCAGUCGUUACGUUAUUCGGGCCAGAGUGCGGAAGACAAAGUAAGAUUGUGUCGCGACGCUAUGCGAGAGAAUGACGCGACGGUACUCGUGGUAACUGCACUGGACGCGAUUGCGUAUCUGCUGAAUUGGAGGGGCUCCGAUAUACCCUUCAAUCCUGUCUUCUUCGCGUACGUCAUUCUCACCCUGAAGGACGUGCAUCUCUUCAUAGACAGAAGUAGGCUCAGCAAGGAGGCGUUGGAGCAACUGGUGAACGAGGGUGUCUAUCCGAUCAUCCACACCUACGAGGAUAUACAUUCUUUUAUGAAGGAGCUCGUGAGCUCCUGUUUGGAUCAAGAUAAAAUUUGGAUCAGCAAUAAGUCCAGCUAUGCGCUACACGCGGAUUGCGGGGAUAUCAAGAAACACACGGACAUCACGCCUAUCAGCGUUAUGAAAUCGAUAAAGAAUCCCAUCGAGAUAGAGGGUAUGAGAGCGUCGCAUGUGAGAGAUUCGGCCGCUCUCGUCAAGUAUUUUGCCUGGCUGGAAGACAAAAUCAAGAAUACGAACGAACGUAUUACGGAAAUCUCGGGUGCGACGCGGCUGGAGAAGUUUAGACAGGAGCAAGCUCACUUUGUCGGAUUAAGUUUCACCACCAUAUCGUCCGUCGGUCCUCACGGAGCAGUUAUUCACUACUCACCUACUGCAGAGACCGAUGUGCCUAUUACGGAUAAAGAGCUUUAUCUCUGUGAUUCUGGCGCGCAGUAUCACGAUGGUACGACGGAUGUAACGAGAACGUUACACUUUGGCGAGCCCACGAGUUUCGAACGUGAAUGUUUCACCAGAGUUUUUAAGGGACAAUGCCGACUAUCGACAAUGGUAUUCCCCUUGAAAACGAAAGGAAAUUACCUCGACACGCUGGCGCGCGAAAGUUUAUGGAGCGUUGGUCUUGAUUACCUUCACGGUACUGGUCACGGAGUAGGAUCCUAUCUCAAUGUCCACGAAGAGCCGAUUGGUAUCUCAUGGAAGCCGCAUCCAGAUGAUCCAGGUUUACAACCGGGGAUGUUCUUAUCAAACGAGCCAGGAUAUUACGAAGACGGGAAGUUUGGUAUUAGAUUGGAGAACAUCGAGUUAGUCGUUCCUGCGAAGACACCGUAUAAUCACAAAAACCGAGGUUUCCUGACAUUCGAAACCGUGACGCUUGUGCCUAUUCAAACGAGUCUGCUCGAUGUGUCGAUGCUUACAGACAAGGAGAUCGAAUAUUUGAAUAAUUAUCAUAAAAAAUGUUUGGAGGUUUUAAGACCUUUGCUACAAGGACCGGGGAACCUUCAGGCGCUUAAGUGGCUCGAGAAACAAACCCUUCCCAUUUCCCGUUGAAGAUUUUAUAACUUCAAUUUAACACGAUGGAGCUGUAAAAAAAAUCACUUGAGAGUAUGUAACAUAACAAAAUUGCCUGAUUUUGAAUUUAAUAUUACAGCGAGAUAGCAAGCAUUCGACUGGUAUAUGAAACUUGUAUAAUUUUGUGUACAUUGCUGACCAUGUACACGCAAUCACUUAAAUCGACGUGAAUGAAUAAACAACGAACGAACGGUAAAAAUGAAAAUAAUCUUAUUUAAACAUCUUUGGUACAAUGUUCUACAGUCGAAUCGAAAGUGAAUCAAAUCCUAACAAUCAUUUCGCGCAUUUGCAUUUACUAUAACACGAAUAUCUGAACAGAAAAAAUAUUAUAUUUGCGUACACACUUUCUGUUUCGUUUUUUAUUCAUUUAACGUAUAUCUAUCUCGAGAGACAGAAAGAGAGAAAGAGACGCUCUAUCACACGUUGAUCACAUGAUGUUCAAUGUAUCAAAUGAAUCAGGUGUUAUACAGUUUUAUUAUUCAUAUCUUUAUGAUAUAAGAUGUUAUUUUAAUAACAGCAUAUACAAAUCCAAAAUGGUAUUAUAAGACACCAAUGAUUGCGUCACAAUUUUAUCACGAUAUAUACAUUAAAAACUAUGAAAUAUA
Molecule: messenger RNA, 2590 nt
Organism: Wasmannia auropunctata (little fire ant)
Lineage: Eukaryota; Metazoa; Arthropoda; Insecta; Hymenoptera; Formicidae
Product: xaa-Pro aminopeptidase 1
Exons: 6
Coding region: 93-1964 (623 amino acids)
Molecular function (GO): metalloaminopeptidase activity
Source: RefSeq, a predicted model, not a curated record